Molecule: messenger RNA, 1744 nt
Organism: Triticum aestivum (bread wheat)
Lineage: Eukaryota; Viridiplantae; Streptophyta; Magnoliopsida; Poales; Poaceae
Product: BTB/POZ and MATH domain-containing protein 2-like
Exons: 1
Coding region: 112-1335 (407 amino acids)
Biological process (GO): protein ubiquitination
Molecular function (GO): protein binding
Source: RefSeq, a predicted model, not a curated record
AUGAGCCGAUCAAAAGCAGGUACACCCUAGACCUACGUAGGUACGCAAAACCUGAUUAAGGUCGAUCACCGGCCCGCCCGCCCGCAUCUUUUAAUAUUGCCGCUGCCGGCGAUGACCAUCGGACUCGACGUGAGAGCUUCCACCGGCGUCGUGGUCUCAGACUCCAUCCUCCAGGCCAGCAUUACGAGCGUGCACCACGUGCUCAAGAUCCAAGGAUACUCAUCGGUGAUGAACAGCUUCCCCAUCGGCAAAGCCCUCCGAUCGGAAUCCUUCCGCGGUGGAGGCCGCACUAGCUGGCACAUCGACUUCUACCCCAACGGAGAAAGUCGCGAGAGCGGCGGUUUCGUGUCCAUCCAUGCUGUUCUUGAUGCUGCCUACCUCGCCGUGAAGGCAGAUAUCGGGUUCGACAUGCUCGACUCCACCGGGGAGCUGCUGCCGCGCUACGCUAAAGCUAGUAGCGACGUGUGCAAUUUUCGUCUCGUCGGCGCUUACCGGGGCUACGACAAAUUCAUCGCGAGGGAGGAGCUGAAACUCCUCGACUGUUUCUCGGUCAGGUGCAACAUCACAGUCAUGGAGUUCUUUGCGGGCGGUGCCACCCCUUGCCCUCGUCCUCUACGACCCGUCGUGCCACCGCCUGAUUGGCGUCGUGAGCUUUUGCAGAGCGAGCAGGGCGCAGACGUGAGGUUCCUAGUCGGCGGGGAGACUUUCGCCGCGCACCGCUGCGUGCUUGCGGCGCGGUCGCCGGUGUUCAAAGCAGAACUCUUUGGCGUGAUGAAAGAGAGCAGCGCCGCCGGCAUACGUAUCCACGGGAUGAGGCCCGAGGUAUUCAGGAAUCUGCUGCAAUUCGUGUACACCGAGGAACUGCCACCCGUGACAGAAGAAGAGGAGGAUGAGUCAGCUAUGGCCCAGCAUCUCCUGGAAGCCGCUGACAGGUAUGGCAUGGAGAGGCUCAAGCUGCUCUGUGAGGACAGGCUGUGCAAGCACAUUAAUGUCAGCACGGUGGUGACCACGCUGGUGCUAGCUGAGCAACAUGGCUGCCCCGGGCUCAAGGAGGCAUGCUUCUGGUUCCUCCUCAAUUCCUCUUCAACGACACUGGAGGCAGUCAUGGCAACUGAUGACUUCGACAAUAUUCUUAGUAACAGUUGUCCUAAUCUAUUGAAAGAGUUGAUGUCGAGGCUUGCUUCCUCUGCCUCUCUCCACGAUUGGCAAAUAAUUGAUCGAUUGGAGGAGGAAGACGACCUUACCCUCUGCACAACCGAAGGGGGUGAGCUCCCUGAACCGGCUCACGGCGUCUUGCCUUUGGGAGCGAGAGCACCAAAACGCAUGCGUCUUUAAACGUCCAACUCCUACUUAACAUCGUCAAGCUGAGUUCGAAGGUUAGAAGAAACAUAGCAGCCGCCGCCUUCCUCGCGUUCCAGACAGUCGCCUCGCCCAAAUCUUAGCAGCUGCCCCCUACUUCCGGUCUCCCAUUCCUCUCGCAGCUGCUAGAGACUAGCAGUGGUUGGGUUAAGUCCGAAAGGCCGGCGCCGGGAGGUCUAUGCUCUGGUGGCCUUCGGCAGAGACGCGAAAUAUGGGCGACGGCUUAUAUAAGACGGAGUAUAUGGUUGUGCAACGGCGGCGUCAUUCGUUGUUUUGUUUGCUUUAAAGUUUUUUCUCUUUUACUCCAUCUAGACAUACCUUGGGAUUUGUAUGGCUUUGUAUGUGUAAUAGUAUUGACGAUCUAAGACUAUUUGGUGUGUUGCCA